GCGACCGUCAGGAGUGGCUCGGCGUCCUGAGCCCCUCGAACAGGUUCCCUGCUCUCCUCCACCUGCAUUUUUUUUAACCAUUCACUUUUGACUGAGGUCUUCGCAGAACUCCUCUGCUACCUGCAUAAUCUGCUCCUCACUCCUCCUUUUCUUCUCCCUUUUCCUCCAAGUGUCCAGCAGCGGCAAGAAGAACCCCGAGGGGAGCGUUUGUUUGCCUUCUUUUUUCAUGCCACACGCUAACGCCAACUCUUCACCCUGCCCGAUCUGAGAAACGUCCCCGGGAAGAGUUUCAGAGCCCGUGGGGCAGACCGAAAACUCUACACGUGCCAAUAUGGAUUCCUGGAAGGGCAGCGCUUCAGCCCUGUGCCGGUACGCCCGGCUGGGUGGCACGUUUCACGCCAGCCUGCUGCUCGCUCUCUUCGUCGGGGUGUGGUAUUCACAGGCACUGGAGGUAUCUGUGGGUAAGGUACAUUAUGUCGAGGCUGUGAAUGGCAGCACUGUCCUUCUGCCCUGCACCUACAGCAGCUGCAUUGGCAUCAAGAACCUCUACUUCAACUGGCAAUACAACGACAACGGCACCAUGGAGAAGCUGUGUGAGGCAGUCAUCCCCAUCGAAGGCGUGGACCCACACGUGCGGGUCUAUCACGAGCGGGUAGAGUACGUGGGAACCAGCAAACAAAACAACAUCUCCAUCCUACUGUGGAACAUCACCUACAGCGAUGAAGGGGAGUACACAUGUUUCGCUCGCAACCCUAAGGAAAAGAAUCGCAACCACAGUGCCAUCUUCACACUUAUUGUGGUGGACGAGCUGAAGGUGAUUGACAACACAUUGACAGUCAUCAUUUUGUCCGUAGUAGGAGGUAUUAUUGGCUUGAUCAUUCUCGUAAUGGUGAUGAGGGCCCUCAUUCAACUCAUCAUGCGCAAGGUCCAAGAGAAGAAUAAAGAGUGCCUUGUGAGUUCUUCAGGGAUUGACAACACGGAGAACGGCCUUUCUGGAGCCAAAGCUGAGACCAAGGCGACACCAAAGGCUUGAAAACAUGUCUGUUUGUAUCUAUAUAUCUAUCUAUCUAUAUAUAUAUAUUUAUACAUGUAUAUAUGUAUACAGGCAAAAAAAAUAUAUAUAUAUAUGUGUUAAAUAGGUACAUAGAAAGAAUAUUACAAAAAAGGACUGUUUUUCUUUAACUACCGAAAACUUAUUAUAUAUAAGUAUAUGACAAAUAUAUACAUAUAUAUUUUAAAUUUUGCUUGAGAAUGGGGAACAUGAGAUGUACCCUGUAAUCUCUCUGGGCUGGAUCUGCGCACCCCCAUGACUACCCAAGGUGAAGACUGCACUCAAAACCGAAGUCAAUCCAGAUUGUCCCGGUGUGAAUACAACAGAACACUUUCACGAAAGUCGACUCACUGCCUGUAAGACAACAAACUGGAUACCCUCAGUAAAAUGGCAUCCACAUUCAGAGAGUAACUGAUGAUCUGUGGCCCAAUAUAGUUGUGUUCAGUCCGGCUUUGCAUUGAAAUUAACAGUAAAUCACACACUGCCACACUGCUAAGUGCCAUAUAUGUAUUACAGCACAAAAAUCAAAUUCCAGGCUUGGUUUCCUGGUUUUACAGUUUUAAGAUUCUUGCCGUAAGCCUCACACCCUGAUCAAUACUUUUUUUUUUGUGAAGGGGAUUUUAAAUUCUGAAACCACAUACAUGGUUCAGAUGUUAAUCCAAGACAUAAGAACAGGAGAAAUUUCUUAGACACAGCACUGGAUUUAAUUUUAGACACGAUGAUGAAUCGACACACUGUGGAUAAUUCAAUGCAAUACUUGACUGUAUACAAGUAUAUAAAAUAUUCCAAAAUUGCAGUUCUGCUGACAGGUUGAUUUGGAGGAUUAGCGUGUUAGCACUGAGGUAAACCGGUUCACAGAAUGAAUGUGGGAUGCUGAGCAGUCAUUGGAGUGUGGAUCUGGAUCCAUUCCAGUUCUGGUUCAAUUCACUUUGCUUUAGAUGAAACACAGGUGCCUGUUAAAGCUAGUAGCCUCCUCUGCUUUAAGCGAGGACAUAACCUGCUACAAAAAAACAAGAAAUAUAAAAACAGCAACAAAAAAACAAUAAAACACCUUUAAAAAGCAAAAUAAAAAAAUGAUAAAAAAAAGACAAUCCCUAAAAACUGAUCCCUCGUAGAAAAUGAAUGAACUAUUACGAUGCUGCUUCUAACAAUUAGCUGAUGCAUUUUUUUAGCAUGUGAAAAUAUUUUAUAUACAUAAUGCUCAACACGGGAAAUACUGCUUAUUUAUUUUUCAGUAUUCUUUGCUUUCCACCCCCCCCUUUGUGUCACCAAUUUGAACUUCAAGGUGGUUCAAACUCCAUGCAUGCAAGGUCAGCUGAAAAUCUGGGCGAUGGAGAACAUGGCAGGGCCAGAGUUUCCAUGGGUCAGAAAUUUUCUGCUAAGCACCACUGCCAAAGCCCACUUUGGUGUCCACCACAGAGCCCCACCUCACCUUCCUCUGCGUCCUUGGCCCUUGCUAAUGAGCGACUAAAAUAAGCCCUGAGAUCCAUAUACUGCUUAUGUGAUACUCCAGAAUAGAAGUUCAUCUUGUCAUCUUGCUCAUGGUAAAGUGUUGAAAGGCCUCUGGUAAGUCAGGCGAAUUCUCUUACAAAGUUAGAAAGUACAUGCCUGGUCAUACUCCAGAUGCCAUAGAAGUUUUGUUUAUGAAGAAGGAAGGUUGAAAAUAAUGGCAGGGAAUUCAUUCGACAGUAACUUUCGAAUGCACAAACUUGUAUCACAGAUGUACGAGGACAAGUUCACUGGAACUCAGUGUAACUAGGUUCUGCACAGUGUAACCCAGGUAACAUCAUUAAAGUAUCCAUACAUCCACCCAUCCUCCAACCACUUGCCUUCAAUAGGUUCUCAGGUGGGUGUAGGGUCUGGAACUUACUCUAAGCAACACAGGCCACAAGGUAAACACCAUAAAUGAGACAUAAUACGGUAAUAUUUUUAGGUGACACACUCCAGAGAUAAAUAGAAUCAUUUCAUCUAGUCUUUUAGUUCAGUGCCAAGGUCUGUAGAAGUGUAGCAUUAUUCUGCUGCAGAAUCCAAAGUGCAUAGGUCAACCAAAGGUCACCAGCAGAGGGCACUGUGAGGUGUUGCUAAAGUGCAAUGGUGGGCACUAGAGUCCGGCCCAAGUGCAACAAUGAUACAUUUGAGAAACAAAUGUAAUCAGUUAUAUUGCCAAACAGUGAUAAAUAUCAGUAUUAUUAUAGUAUAUUCAGAAAUCCUUUACCCUAAAGCUUUCCCAUGUAUAUUUUAAUUCUAAAGAAAAUAUAUCAACGAAUGAUGCAUCAGUACCUCUUUAAUCUAAUGUUGCCAUUUAACGUUGCUAAUAUACCUCUUCACAUUGCUUUUGUGCAUUAACUGCAGAACAACUGUCACUGAAUGUUACUUUGAAUCAUUCAGCUGCUGGAAUUGUACAUGCAUAUGCCUGCUCCCACCACGGCAGGGUGGGGGGGUGGCGGGGAAAGCAUUUUCUGGCACUUUAACAAUGGAGGUUCACCAGUGUUUGAGCGUGCGGUAUAUCGUUUUAAAAGAAUGAUACAGAUGCAAUGCAUCGUGGGGCAGGAAUGGAAGAUGUGCAGUGAUUAGCCAUAUUUUGAAAGAAUAUGAAGAUGAAUAUUGCCACCUUCCACCUUGACGAGCACAUGCCAGCAAGUGUUUUUAAGAAAAAAAAAAGACACUUAAUUUUCCUGCAGCAAUUGGGGAGCCGCUACAGCCUGAGGGGUGAGUAGGGUCAUACUUCCUGGGCAGAGUGGGAAGGUACAUUUGAGGAAGCCGUCUGGGGCCAUGCUGAGCCCUGGGGAGUCAAAGCGGCAUAGUUCAUGACUCAGUCACCUUCAGGCUGAACGUUUGCUUCUCCACUUCCCACAGGACCUGCAUUGACUCAAUUAACACUUUAUCACACUGUGCUUGUUUUUGGAAUUUAGUUUUCAUUCUUAGAUAAUAAUAAUAUCGCUAGCAAUAAUAAACGUAAUCGUGCUUAUUUUAAGAAAUCAGGCAAUGCAAUAGGCAGCAUUAAUGAUGCAUGUGCCCAGUACAUCCCUGACAGCCAUCAAUCCUUGAUCUUGACAUGGAAUUAAAGCCUGGAGUUGCUUUGUCUAUCGAAUGCACUAUUUUUUUUAGCUGUUCCUAUUGGUCAGGGCAUGCUAACUUUUCGCUCUCAUUCUUUUGUAAGAAAAUGGCACUAAGAAAUGUGCCAUUUUUAAUUUCCUGUCAGCUGCCGGCCUCUGCCUAGGAGGAGGCCUGUGGCGACAUGAAUACCGUGUUUGUGAUGGAUCACCGACGCAUGUACACACAGAAAAACACACAGGAUGAACAACCAGCAAGGCCAGAAGCUUUUUGUCAAAGGAAUGCUUGCCUAAGUUGCUAGCAGAGAAUUAGAUGUGCAAAAAAGGUUCAUCACUCACUGUGACUGACGAGUCGAUACGUUUGUGAUAUAUGGUGUAAGUUCUCUAAGCUCCUAUAUAUUGUUAAGCUCACUGACAGCCUGAUCCAAGCAUAAUUGCAGACUGACAGGUGGGGGGGGGGAAACAAUCUCUAUCUCCUGUUGUGUUUUUCUGUUUAAUCAUCCUGUUUGGUUUUUCUCCGGGAGAGUCACUGAGACCUUUAGCACAAGCAAAGGCUAAAACCUGACUUAUUUCUUCCAGAAAUGUUCCCAUCUCGGAUUACUGUGUCAAGUGUAGUUAAAGAAUUCUCAGUCUCUGGGCUCGACUGCUUAGGUCUGGCUGUAACAGGGCUGGGAGGACCGUGUCAUAGUGUCGUAAAAGGCUCAUUGCAUGCCUCCUCCCCUCCCUCCCCCCAAACCUGCACCACAGUGAAAUACAUACGGCUCUCACCUAACCAGGAUUCCACGAUGGCAGCUGGGCCUCUACAAAGGCAUGUGCUCAGGCAGCAUGAAACUUAAUAAUAAACUUAAUAAUCUAUAUUAAAAAGCUGGGCUUCAACACAUCUUAAGCAGGGGACCAAUGGGGUCUAAAUUUCCAGGCCUGUUUUUCCACAUAAAAAAUAUGACUAGUAAAUACUAAAAUUUAUGUUGUUCUCUUUGGAAAACAAUGGAUAUUUUUUCAAUUUCAGACACGUGAUCUAAGAGAAAAAAAAAGUGAUUCAAAAGUACAAAUCCUGAUAAUACUGCAGUUUUUACCUGAAUUUUAAAUGACUGCCCAUGGCUCACUGCCUGAGCGGCUCCUGCUCUCACUGCCACGCCAUGAGUUUGUGAAGUCUGCUCUCUGCUCGACACAUUCCAGCGCAGAGAUGGCCGUCGGGUCUCCUCGCAGGCUGCCCCUCGUUCACCCAGCUGUUCCUCCUGCACCCCAAUGGUGGACAAACCGUAGCCCAUCUACAAUCCAGUUGCGAUCUGACCCUUGUGGUCGACGCCGCGAGAGAGGCUAAAGUUUCCCGCUGACGGCCAACCCGCACCGGCUUUCGUAGGAGCUUUCGGGACGGUCUGACGGCACGCCACACAAUGGCGCCAAUAUGGCGGACAGGAUGGGAGAGUCCGUAAGCGAGAUCCACACACACACGUGCAGCCACGAGGCAGGAACAUCUACAUAGAUGGCUUCACUUUGACCUCUACUGCACAUCCACAUUUCAUUAGAGGUUGAGCCGUUUUCAUCAGACGUUCACCCCCUCCCCCCCAUUUUGAAAUGCUACUGUACUUUGUGGGUCAAAAAAAAUGGGGAAAGCUAGCUUUGGCUCUGUGCAGCCCUUGACAGAGACCCCACCCCCCCCCUUACCCCAGGCUCUGCUAUAAUUCUCUGUGGGACACUUUGUCGCCCCACUCAGUUCCUCUGUCCUCACAGCUUGUUUCAGAACAAAAAUAAAAAAGCGAAUGUGCAACCGA
Messenger RNA from Paramormyrops kingsleyae, 5876 nucleotides. It is a transcript of the gene scn4ba, whose product is annotated as sodium channel, voltage-gated, type IV, beta a. Gene Ontology annotation, molecular function: transmembrane transporter binding; sodium channel regulator activity. The record is from RefSeq and is a predicted model, not a curated record. NCBI's taxonomy places the organism in Eukaryota, Metazoa, Chordata, Actinopteri, Osteoglossiformes, Mormyridae. Gene Ontology annotation, biological process: cardiac muscle cell action potential involved in contraction; regulation of ventricular cardiac muscle cell membrane repolarization; regulation of sodium ion transmembrane transporter activity. Gene Ontology annotation, cellular component: voltage-gated sodium channel complex; plasma membrane.